This is a messenger RNA of Oryzias melastigma (Indian medaka), 597 nucleotides long. RefSeq names its product signal recognition particle 9 (gene srp9). NCBI's taxonomy places the organism in Eukaryota, Metazoa, Chordata, Actinopteri, Beloniformes, Adrianichthyidae. The record is from RefSeq and is a predicted model, not a curated record. Gene Ontology annotation, molecular function: 7S RNA binding. The coding region runs from base 108 to 368 and encodes 86 amino acids. Gene Ontology annotation, biological process: SRP-dependent cotranslational protein targeting to membrane; negative regulation of translational elongation. The transcript has 3 exons. Gene Ontology annotation, cellular component: signal recognition particle, endoplasmic reticulum targeting.
AAUUUCGGCCUUCUCGCUCCUGAUUGGCCGCGCUCGCGCUGAUGUGGUGUUCCGCAGUGAACCAGUCGUUUUCGGACCGAACCUCAGUCCAACUGUAGUUCGGAAACAUGCCUGUCUUCCAGACGUGGGACGAGUUCGCUCGCGCGGCAGAGAAACUGUACCUAACGGAUCCGAUGAAGGUCCGAGUGGUCCUCAAGUACCGGCACUGCGAUGGAAACCUCUGCAUCAAAGUCACCGACAACGCCGUGUGUCUGCAGUACAAGACGGACCAGGCCCAGGACGUCAAGAAGAUCGAGAAGCUGCACGGGAAGCUGAUGAGACUCAUGGUUUCCAAGGAGACGCACAGCGGCGCCAUGGAGACGGACUGACGGCUGCGCAGGACGAGUAGGGCGUCUGCGCAGACGUGCUGUGCUGGCGGAGCGUCAGAGGAGGGCGCUAUAUUUAUAUCAUCUCUGUUUAUGAAAACUCUAUUUUUUGGGGGGUGGGGGGUCUAAAUGGCAGCGUUUGGUUUCCUCACAAAUUUCUGCUGCUCAUGCCCCCCCACCCCCCAGGCCUUUUCUGAGGAAAGUUCUGUAUUAAAGUUCGGUUCCAUUUGUG